AUGCACGCGAGGCACGCCGCAGUGCUCCUACUGGUGGCCCUGCUGGGCUGCCUGCUCAAGUGCGGGCAAAGCGUCAAGCGAAAGAGGGGAGUAUGCAGCAAGCGCAGGGGACUCCUCAGCAAAAGACUCAAAUACAUUAACAGCAAGCUCAUAAGCAGGAGGAAGGAAAACUACGUGAAGGCCAAAAUGACCGAAAAUAAAGUUAAAGGAAAGGAUAUCAUCUACGGAAACGAAUGUCGAAAUGAGUUGCUACGAGGCAUUCUAACCGUCUCAGAUGUAGUAAAACUGACAUUGGGUCCGAGAGGAAGAAACGUGCUUCUUGAAAAAGAGUAUGGAAGUCCAUUAAUAAUUAAUGAUGGAGUAACGAUUGCAAAAAAUAUAUCAUUAAAGGACAGGAAGAGAAAUAAUGGAGUGAAGUUAAUGCAGGAGAGUACCAACAUAUCCAAUGAUAAAGCAGGAGAUGGUACGAGCUCUACAGCCCUAAUGACAGCUACCAUCACAAGGAAGGGUAUUGAGCAAGUUAACAAGAAUCACAAUCCCAUUCCAAUACAAAAAGGAAUACAGCUAGCUUCCAAAAUGAUUAUCGAAAAAAUUAAGUCACUCUCCACUCCAAUUAAAACAUAUAAGGAUAUUUUAAAUAUCGCUACUAUUGCAAGUAAUAACGACACACAUAUGGGGAGCAUCAUUGCCAAUGCAUAUGACAAGCUGGGGAAAAACGCUGCCAUCAUUUUGGAUGAUAAUGCCGAUAUUAAUGACAAGCUAGAGUUCACAGAAGGAUACAAUUUUGACAGAGGAAUUAUUAAUCCCUACCUUCUCUACAAUGAAAAUAAAGACCACAUUGAAUACAAUAACGUUUCUACUCUCAUCACGGAUCAAAACAUCGACAAUAUUCAGUCCAUUUUACCCAUUUUGGAGAUCUUCGCGAAGAACAAGCAGCCGCUCUGCAUCAUCGCGGAUGACUUCAGCAACGAG
This is a messenger RNA of Plasmodium cynomolgi strain B, 972 nucleotides long. Its product is annotated as chaperonin CPN60 mitochondrial precursor. The record is from RefSeq and is a predicted model, not a curated record. The transcript has a single exon. Gene Ontology annotation, molecular function: ATP binding; ATP-dependent protein folding chaperone. Lineage: Eukaryota; Apicomplexa; Aconoidasida; Haemosporida; Plasmodiidae. Gene Ontology annotation, biological process: protein refolding. The annotation marks the transcript as partial.